Messenger RNA from Cottoperca gobio, 529 nucleotides. Its product is annotated as cytochrome c oxidase subunit 6B1-like. Lineage: Eukaryota; Metazoa; Chordata; Actinopteri; Perciformes; Bovichtidae. The transcript has 4 exons. Bases 170 to 430 code for a protein of 86 amino acids. The record is from RefSeq and is a predicted model, not a curated record. Gene Ontology annotation, cellular component: respiratory chain complex IV; mitochondrion.
UACCUCCUCAAUGUGUCCACCAGGUGGCGGUGCUGCCUUUUCAAACCUACUUGAAGCGUCAUUCCUAUUACCCGACAUUCCCUGCGAGUAAGCAGCCUUCAGACCUAAGGACACUGAGCGGUAAUAUUAUAGCGGAAUUUCUCUGUGAAAGAUAUCCUGCAGCUUGAAGAUGUCUGACAAUAUCGAGGAGAAGAUCAAAAACUACAGGACGGCUCCAUUCGACGCCCGCUUCCCCAACACCAACCAGACCCGCAACUGUUUCCAAAACUAUCUGGAUUUCCACAGAUGUAACAAAGCUCUGUCUGCCAAAGACCAGGACACGGCUCCCUGUGAUUGGUACCAGAAGGUCUACAAGAGCCUCUGCCCCACGAGCUGGGUUCAGAAAUGGGACGAUCAGUUGGAGGAGGGAAGUUUCGCCGGAAAGAUCUGAACGGACACAUUCCUCUGUUUUCAUCUCAGUAUCUUAAUGUGAAGCGUCUGCUCUUUCUGUACAGAAGCGACUAAAUAAAUGAUAUAAUGCUACUGUGAA